Messenger RNA from Mauremys mutica (yellowpond turtle), 3265 nucleotides. RefSeq lists its product as uncharacterized. The record is from RefSeq and is a predicted model, not a curated record. The transcript has 15 exons. Gene Ontology annotation, biological process: negative regulation of endopeptidase activity. NCBI's taxonomy places the organism in Eukaryota, Metazoa, Chordata, Testudines, Geoemydidae. Gene Ontology annotation, molecular function: serine-type endopeptidase inhibitor activity. The coding region runs from base 309 to 3134 and encodes 941 amino acids.
AACACUGCCGGAGAAACAUCGGCCCUGCAAGCCAGCCCCUACCUCGCCCUAGGCCGCCGCGGCUGCUGCUGCUGCAGGGAAUCAGGGACGGGCGGAGGCAUGAAACGCCCCGUGGGUGGCUCCCGGCGCUUCCGGGCUCCAGGGGGCGGGAUCCCGGGGCUCGGCGGAGCUAACACAAGCCCGAGGCCACCGCCCCUUUGCCCAGCGCCACCGGAGCCGCUUCAGCGACCUGCGCUCAGCGACGAUCGCCGGGGUCCGGCUCCCUGCAGCAGCCGCUGCCGCCCGAUACCGCCCCAGGGUUCUAAACCAUGGAUAACCUCAGUAAAGCAAACACCACCUUUGCGCUCAACCUAUUCAAAAAGCUGAGUGAAAAUGCCAAGACACAGAACUUAUUCUUUUCUCCUUUGAGUAUCUCCUCUGCUUUGUCCAUGGUAAUUUUGGGUGCAAAAGGUAACACUGCAGCCCAGAUGGCAAAGGUGCUUGCUUUGGACAAAGCUGAAGAGAUUCACGAUGGAUACCAGUCACUUAUUUCUGAAAUUAACAAACCAGGCACUAAUUAUGUGCUUAGGAUUGCCAACCGGCUCUAUGGGGAAAAGACGUUUAAAUUUCUUGCAACAUUUAUAGACUCCUGCCAGAAAUUCUACCAUGCAGAGCUAGAACAACUUGACUUCUCUAGGGCUGCAGAAGAUUCCAGAAAACAUAUAAAUGCCUGGGUAGAAGAAAAAACUGAAGGUAAAAUCCAGAAUCUGUUGGCUCAGGGUGUUAUUGAUUCAUUGACCAGACUAGUCUUGGUGAACGCCAUCUACUUCAAAGGCAACUGGGCAACCCAAUUCGACAAAGAUCGCACAGUGGAAAGGGAAUUUAAAAUUAACAAGAAUGAGACCAAACCAGUGCAGAUGAUGUUCAAGAAAGCUAAAUUUAACAUGAGUUACGUAGCAGAUUUUCAGACCAAAAUCCUUGAUCUCCCUUAUGUUGAUAACGAGACUAGUAUGAUCAUCCUGCUUCCUGAUAAAAUCCAAGAUAAUUCCACUGGCCUGGAACAGCUGGAAAGAGAACUUACCUAUGAGAAACUUACAGAGUGGAUAAAUCCAGAAAUGAUGGACUAUGGUGAAGUGGAGGUGUUUUUACCCAGAUUUAAGUUGGAGCAAGCUUAUGAUCUGAAGCCUGUUCUGAAGAGCAUGGGAAUGGCUGAUGCAUUUGACAGCAACAAGGUGGAUUUAUCUGGAAUGUCAGCCAGCAAUGACCUAGUUCUGUCUGAGGUUGUUCACAAGUCCUUUGUGGAGGUAAAUGAAGAAGGCACGGAGGCAGCAGCUGCUACUGCAGCAGUGAUCCAUAUGCGAUGUGCACUGAUUGUACCACAGUUCACUGCUGACCAUCCUUUCCUCUUCUUUAUCCGGCACAACAAAACUGGCAAUAUUCUGUUCUAUGGCAGAUUUUGUUCCCCCACUGAUGAUGCUAUAAACUGUCCAGCCAUAAUGGCUUUAUCCAGUGAUUUUGGUAUUGCUGUUUCUGCUCCUCGAACCAACAAUAAAGGAACUGAUGUGAAGUGCUGUGGGCUAUUACCUCCCACACCUGGUCUCUGUCCUGGGACCCCCGGGGAUACAACAACCCUACACACAGACCCCAGCCAAACAGGCUUUCGUGCCUACGCUCUUCCACCCAGCCGUAGCUGGUUCAUCUCCUCCCUCCAUUCCCCACUUUCCCCUCAUCCUCCCCUCCCGAUCCAUGCCCCCUCCCCCGGCAGUCACAGCGCACCCAGCUGGCGCGGGGCUGGCGGCCUCGGUCCUCCCCGAGCAGCCGCACCCUCCCUCGGUCGGUCGGUGCGUUUCCCUCCCCUAAGGCUUAUCUGCAGCCCAGCCCAGCCCAGCCCAGCCCGCGCACACGCUCCCCGCCCCGGCCUGGCUAAGCCCACAGGGCUGAGUCACCGGUUCACGUGUCUCUCCUACGGCCUGGAACCAGUGACUCCCCGGCUGGCUGCAGCCUGCAGGCUUGUAACCAUGGAGAAACUGAGUAAUGCAAACACCCAUUUUGCUCUCGAUCUGUUUAGAAAGUUGAAUGAAACCAACCCAACAGGAAAUAUUUUUUUCUCGCCAGUCAGUAUUUCUUCUGCACUGGCCAUGGUCCUUUUAGGGGCUAAAGGUAACACAGAGAUACAGCUGUUGAAGACCCUUCAUUUUGAUGUUGUUGAAGAGCUUCAUUCAAGAUUUCAGACCCUGACCUCUGACAUAAACAGAAGUGGAGCUUCCUAUCUGUUGAAGCUUGCCAAUCGGCUUUAUGGAGAGAAGUCCUACGUUUUUUUAGCAGACUUCUUGACUAAGACUCAGAAAUUAUAUGGAGCUGAUUUAGCUACGGUUGAUUUUCUACUUGCUUCAGAUGAAGCAAGGAAAGAAAUUAACCAGUGGGUAGCAGAGCAGACUGAAGAUAAAAUCCCCAACCUGUUGUCUGAGGGCUCAGUUAAUAAUAUGACCAAACUAGUGUUGGUGAAUGCUAUUUAUUUCAAAGGAAAUUGGGCUGAGAAAUUUAAAGAAGCAAACACGAAACCAAUGCCAUUUCGGUUAAAUAAGAAUGAAAGAAAGACAGUGCAAAUGAUGUAUCAGAAAGAGAACUAUCCUUUGGGGUACAUCUCUGAACUGAAAUGUCGUGUGCUAGAGCUUCCCUAUGAUGGAAAAGAACUUAGCAUGAUUAUCUUGUUACCUGAUGACAUUGAUGAUAACUCCACUGGACUCCAGCAGCUAGAGAAGCAAAUCACCUUAGAAAAGCUCCAGGAAUGGACACAGCCACAAAAUAUGCAUCCCAUUGAUGUUCACGUGCAUCUGCCUAAAUUUAAGCUGGAAGACAGCUAUGACCUUAAAUCAGAUUUAUCAGGUCUGGGCCUGCAGGAUAUAUUUGACAGUGGCAAGGCUGACUUGUCUGGAAUGUCAGGUGCACGAGACCUCUUUCUAUCUAAAAUUGUACACAAGUCUUUCAUAGAAGUGAAUGAAGAAGGCACAGAAGCUGCAGCUGCCACUGCUGGCAUUGCUAUGUUCUGCAUGCUUAUGGAAGAGGAUUUCAACGCUGAUCACCCUUUCCUUUUCUUCAUCCGUCACAACUCAACACGAAGCAUACUUUUCUUUGGCAGGUAUGCUUCGCCAUAAAAGAGAAGACAGAGCUACAGUUGAGGACCUGAUCGAAUUUCUACUUAAAUCAGUGGGAACCUGUAAUUAUGUUCUUUCUAAUUUUCAUUGAAAUUCUGCAUUUCACAAUAAAAUCACGACUCAGAAAUUGA